Astyanax mexicanus (Mexican tetra) is the source of this 1527-nucleotide messenger RNA. Its product is annotated as trace amine-associated receptor 13c-like. The transcript has a single exon. The record is from RefSeq and is a predicted model, not a curated record. The coding region runs from base 308 to 1282 and encodes 324 amino acids. Gene Ontology annotation, biological process: G protein-coupled receptor signaling pathway. NCBI's taxonomy places the organism in Eukaryota, Metazoa, Chordata, Actinopteri, Characiformes, Acestrorhamphidae. Gene Ontology annotation, cellular component: membrane. Gene Ontology annotation, molecular function: trace-amine receptor activity.
AGAAAGACACAAUUGUAAUAACAAUUUAACACUGCUCAUAUUAUGUUAAAAAGAUGUAGGUAAUAUUUAUAUUUAUCAUAAGGCCAUUUUCACUCGAAUGAGAAACACUGUUAUAAUUCCCUAAGUAGAUACAACAAGUCCAUUACAUCAUAUGAAACAAGUGGGUGUGAACAGAUUCUGAACAAUAUAAAUACAAGAGCUUUAGUCUGUUCAGUCUGCAGUUUUUUUUGUCAUAAUCUGGACUGACACUAGUGACAGAGACUAGGAUCUGAAGUGUUUCUUUGUGCACAGUUUAAAUGCUGGAUCAAUGAAUCUUACAGAGGUUAAUCACACUGAUCUCUGCUCACAGUUUUCCUGUCCAGAGAGAUCUGUAUCUGCUUUAUAUGUGUUUCUUUAUGUGUGCGGAGCUGCUGUCGUUCUGUUAACAGUGUUUGGAAAUCUGCUUGUCAUUAUCUCUGUUUGUCACUUUAAGCAGCUCCACACUCCAACUAACAUGCUCAUCCUCUCUCUGGCUGUAUCAGACAUUCUGGUUGGAGUAUUCGUGCUCCCGUUUCAGUUAAGUCGGCUGACUGAAUCCUGUUGGAUUUUUGGAUCAGUCCUGUGUACAUGUUAUAUGUUGAUCUCCUUUUUCAGCACCAGCUCAUCAAUAUAUAAUGUUGCUAUUAUUGCUGUUGAUCGUUAUUUUGCCAUUUCACACCCAUUUGUGUACACAGAAAAGGUGUCUGUAAACACAGCUUGUAUUGUGGCUUUGAGUAACUGGUUUUUAUUAAUAUGUUACAACUCUUCACUUCUUUAUUUUAAUGGAUCCUCUACAGGUCUGAUAAUGUGUCCUGAACAGUGUCUUUUUGUGAUAAAUGAGGUCUGGUCUCUGGUUGACCUUCUAUUUGUUUUUGUUAUUCCGUGUUCUCUAAUAAUCCUGUUUUAUGCUUUAGUUUUUUGUAUUGCUAAGAAACAUGCAACUGCUAUCAGAGACCUUAAUACUCAAACUAAACAUCAAGCCUCAAACAGCGCUGUAGAUUCAAUGAAAUCAGAGAGAAAAGCAGCAAAAGUGCUCAGCAUUUUAGUGGUUGUGUUUCUGGCAUGUUUAUUUCCGUACUUUGUUUAUGUUUUAGUAGGUACUGGCACAAUAUUAGCAGAGUAUUUAAUGCUUCUUCUAUAUCUAAAUUCUUCAAUCAACCCAGUCAUUUACGCUUUAUUUUACCCAUGGUUUAGAAAGUGUACUAAAGUCAUUUUAACCCUUCAAAUACUCAGUAAUGAUUCUGUAUUCAUAAAUGUCCGCUGAUUUAAACAAUUAAAUGCUGGUUUAACAUUGCUAAAAGCUAGGCUUGAGCUAAACUGCAAUGUUUAGUUAUUUCAUCAAUAAAAAUGUCAUUGUGAUCCAGAUAACACUAAUUUGGUUUUGUUCUUAAAUAAUAAGAUACAUCUGUUUGUGCAGAAAUCACACACAUGAAAUAUGUUUUAGUGGCUGAAAUAUUUUACACCUCGAUAAACCUAUAAACGUAAAAAAAAAAUGUAUUUCAUCUUCAU